AUGGAAACUUCUUCUCUAAAAAUUAUUAACAAAGUUAUAGAAAAUAUUAUUCUUACUACUGACAACAAUAAUCAAACACCUAACAAUACUAAUGAAAGCACAACUAAAGCUAUAGACAUAGAAAUAAAUAAUAAUAUUCCUUCAACUUCUGACACUACAGAACCA
Messenger RNA from Funneliformis mosseae, 165 nucleotides. The record is from the annotation of a GenBank genome assembly. NCBI's taxonomy places the organism in Eukaryota, Fungi, Glomeromycota, Glomeromycetes, Glomerales, Glomeraceae.